This is a messenger RNA of Chaetura pelagica (chimney swift), 2397 nucleotides long. RefSeq names its product ral guanine nucleotide dissociation stimulator-like 1 (gene RGL1). The record is from RefSeq and is a predicted model, not a curated record. The transcript is spliced from 20 exons. Gene Ontology annotation, cellular component: plasma membrane. Lineage: Eukaryota; Metazoa; Chordata; Aves; Apodiformes; Apodidae. Gene Ontology annotation, molecular function: guanyl-nucleotide exchange factor activity. The coding region runs from base 1 to 2397 and encodes 798 amino acids. Gene Ontology annotation, biological process: Ras protein signal transduction; positive regulation of GTPase activity.
AUGGCCAGUUUGGAGCUGGUAGGUGUUGCUGACCUGGAUGUGGCCAAUAAAGAGGGUAGGACAAAGUUGUUGUACUGCAUCCAUGAGACCACAAUUCAGGAUGGGGGUGAAGAGGUAGAAGAGGGAGCUGUUUACAGUGUCACCCUGAAAAGAGUGCAGAUUCAGCAGGCUGCCAACAAAGGAGCGAGAUGGCUCGGGGGUGAAGGAGACCAGUUACCUCCAGAACAUACCAUCAGCCAGUAUGAAACAUGCAAGAUCAGGACUAUAAAAGCUGGAACUUUGGAGAAACUUGUGGAAAACCUUCUGACAGCUUUUGGGGAUAAUGAUUUUACCUACAUCAAUAUCUUUCUCUCAACAUACAGAGCCUUUGCAUCUACUAAGGGAGUACUGGAACUUCUCCUUGACAAGUAUGGAAACCUGGAGAUCUCAAGCUGUGAAGAAGUUGAAAGUGAGAAUUCCUCUGAAUCCAAGGAAGUGCUCAGGAUUGCCAUUGCAUCCAUCAUACGUACCUGGCUGGAGCAGUGCUCUGAGGAUUUCAGAGAGCCACCUGACUACACCUGUUUGCUGAAGGUGAUGGAUUACCUGAAGAAGUAUAUGCCUGGCUCUGGCCCAGAGAAGAGGGCACAGAACCUCUUGGAGCAGUUCCAGAACCAAGAUUUGGAAAUUGAUGAUGGGUUCUAUUACCAUUCCCCCUGUAACCUUGAUGAUGAAGAGGAGCUGGGGAGCAGCAGUUCAGAAGACUUCUCUCUUUUCCAUGAGGACCUUGUGGCAGAACAGUUGACAUACAUGGAUGCAAAACUCUUCAAGAAAGUUGUGCCCUAUCACUGCUUGGGAAGCAUCUGGUCUCGAAGGGAUAAGGAAGAAAACAAGCACCUGGUACCCACCAUCAGAGCCACCAUCACCCAGUUCAAUGCAGUUACCAAGUGUGUUCUUAGCACUAUCCUGAAGACCAAAGAACUCAAAACACAGCAAAGAGCCAAGAUCAUUGAGAAGUGGAUUCAUAUUGCACAUGAAUGUAGGAUCCUGAAGAAUUUUUCCUCCUUGAGGGCCAUCAUUUCUGCACUGCAGUCCAACUCCAUCUAUCGGCUAAAGAAGACCUGGGCAUGUGUUUCCAAGGAUGUAGUGCUGAUCUUUGAAGAGCUGUCUGAUAUCUUCUCAGACCAUGACAAUUACUUGACUACCAGGGAGCUGCUCAUGAAGGAAGCAACAUCCAAAUUUGCCAACCUGGACAGCAGUGUGAAAGAGAAUCAGAAAAGGACACAGAGGCGAUUGCAGCUGCAAAAAGAUAUGGGUGUCAUGCAAGGCACGGUGCCUUAUCUUGGCACCUUCCUGACUGACCUUGUCAUGCUUGACACAGCCCUUCAGGACUUUGUGGAGGGUGGCCUCAUCAACUUUGAGAAGAGGCGAAAGGAAUUUGAAGUCAUUGCCCAAAUUAUGCUCUUGCAAUCUUCAUGUAACAACUAUUGCAUGAUGCCAGAUGAGAAAUUCAUCCAGUGGUUCAGGAAACAGCAGGAUAUAACAGAGGAGGAGAGCUUCAGCCUUUCAAGUGAGGUGGAAGCAGCUGCUGACACCAGCACCACGUCGCCCAAGUCUCGGAAGAGUGUGGUGAAGAGGUUCAGCCUAAUGUUUCUGGGCUCCGAGAUGCUGGCCCAUAGCACACCCAUCAAAGAGCCACGCAAAUCUGCUCGGGGUGGGAGCUCUGGUGAAAGCACAGACUCAGCCAGUGUUUCUUCGUGUGAGCUUAACCCCUCGGAACCUGAAGACGCCUGCCCCAGCCCCAUAGACACUCCUGAUGAGGUUCAGAAAAAGCUCUUCUCCUCCUCCCCCACCUCCUCCACCUCCUCCACCACCCCUUCCACGGGCACGUCUUCCUCAGGGGUGUCAUCUUUAAUCACAUCCCCUCCCUUGGUGACCUCCGAGGAGAAGUGCUCUGUCUCUGGGAUGCCCAAUACCUCAAAAGAGCUGCCUCCUGUUUACAACCAGCAAAACAAAGACUCCUGCAUCAUCCGGACCAGCAUCGAGGAGGACAAUGGCAACAUGUACAAGAGCAUUGUGCUAACCAGCCAGGACAAGACUCCUGCUGUCAUCCAGAGAGCGAUGCUGAAGCACAACCUGGACGUUAACACCGCGGACAAUUACGAGCUUGUACAAGUCAUCUCGGAGAAAAAAGAGCUGGUGAUCCCGAGCAACGCCAACGUCUUCUACGCCAUGAACAGCCACGUCAACUUCGACUUCAUCCUGCGGAGAAAAAUGAUGGACAGAGAUGAGAAGAUGCCCAGUGGCUGCAGCCUGACACUCCCCAGGACUCCAAAACGGAGCUGCUGGAGCGGGCGGCCCAACAAACUGGUGCUUUUAGGGAGGCAGGGCUGGGAACUGGCUGAGGCUGCGCCGCGGUGA